This is a messenger RNA of Trichomycterus rosablanca, 1713 nucleotides long. RefSeq names its product RNA polymerase II elongation factor ELL2-like. Gene Ontology annotation, cellular component: transcription elongation factor complex. The record is from RefSeq and is a predicted model, not a curated record. Bases 105 to 629 code for a protein of 174 amino acids. The transcript has 6 exons. NCBI's taxonomy places the organism in Eukaryota, Metazoa, Chordata, Actinopteri, Siluriformes, Trichomycteridae. Gene Ontology annotation, biological process: snRNA transcription by RNA polymerase II; positive regulation of transcription elongation by RNA polymerase II. Gene Ontology annotation, molecular function: cis-regulatory region sequence-specific DNA binding.
CAACAGAACAGCAGAGAGAGACACACAGGCUUUAAAGCUCUUCAUCAAAAACUUUACAUUUUCCUAAUUUUGUGAUUUUUAUCACAAGUGAACACACACUGACCAUGGAGCAGUUUGCUGCCCCUAAAGGUAGAAAGAGGUGCAGGGAGGCUGAUGUUGAAGAGUCACCCAGCAAAAGACACCAUGCUGAGGAAGGACAGCGACUCUCACCAGCCGACACUGCAGAAACGGCUUUGGUCAAUGAGCCAUCCACCCCGGUGACCCCUGGUUACAAACUUAAAUACCCUAAAGUGGUGAUGCUGUCUCAGAAGCGGAUGUACAUGAGAGUGUACAAGGAAAUAUCUAAAGAGUACUGUGUCCUUCAUGCACGUGUCGAUGGCCUUGAAACAUGCAGCCAUCUGCAACCAAGACCAAGAAUGUUUCAGAAAGUGCAUGAGGGCACCCAAGCAGACAAGAACUUGCUUGAACAGAACCUGAAUCAAACUAACCUGAGACAGCGCCUCUUUUACUUACACCACAAGCUCUCUCACAUCAAGAGGCUUUGUGAUGAAUUUGACUACUGGAGGAGGAAGCAAUUAAAGACCAAAGCCAAAAGAAGCCAGGACAGAAACAAUCCUGGACAUUUUUAAUCUUACUUUACACCUUCUUUACACCACCUUAUUUUAUUCACUUCCCUUUCUGUCCCCUUUUUAGCUUUUCUAAAAUGUUCUUCCCUCCAAAUUAUAUUUAAAUUAUAUUUGUUAAAUCUCCCUUAGUCAUACUAUAUUUUACUAUGUGAGUACAACAGUACCAAACCAUGCAGGUGUAAAUGCACAAAUACACAUACAGUCUCUAAUAGCUACAGCACACCCCCCAAAUAAACAUAAAGUCAUCAAUGUUUGUAGUAUGACAUUUAAAAUUAUAUCUAAAUAAAACAAAUUUAAAACACGCCCCAUAAUGCAGUGCACAAAUACACUUCACAUCCUUUAGUAUUUGUACUUUAAAUUCUUAAUAUAAAUAUGUAUAAAUUUGCAGCUACAAAACGUUUAAUGCCAUUUUAGAGAGUAUAUUAGUUUAUUUCUAAAGUUGUAUUUUCUGUUUUUUGUAGAUAGUGCUCUUCUUGUUCCUCUGUUGUGACCCUGAACAUGCUGGAGUAAUUAGCUAUUUCUGGUAAAUAGAUGGUUACUCUGUCUCUUACCCGACUAGUUAGCUUGUUAUUCAGGUUGGCUAGUUGGCCUAAGCGGGCCUUGUGCUUGCCCUAACCCAAUAACAAAGGAACAAGAAGAUCUACAGUGUCCACUAUCUACAAAAAACAGACAAAUCUGUAUUCAGUUGUUUAAAUUUUAUUGUUUAAGUAUUAACAUAUUUGGCCUAUGUUACUGUUAAAGACUGUAUGUGUAUCUUUGCAUUUACACCUGCAUUGUGAUACUGUUUUACUUACAUUUUUAGCAUAUGCCACUUUACUGUUUUAUAUUUUAACACGAAAUACUUUUAAGCUCCCAUGAUUGGAGUCACUCAGAUUGAUAAGAGAGAUAAUUAUUCUGCCCAACCCAAUUUAACAGAAAUUAUGAUUUUUUUUGUCUAAUUUUUCUCAUUGUUUACAUUUAAACCCACCGUCCCCAGCAGUAGGACAAAUGCUCUACAUCUUUCUUACCUCACUCUUGACCAUUUUUUCCUGUUCCCUGAACUAAAACAACUAAAUAUCAACUAAAUAAAACAUCAGUGCAUUGAAAA